This is a messenger RNA of Closterium sp. NIES-67, 1305 nucleotides long. NCBI's taxonomy places the organism in Eukaryota, Viridiplantae, Streptophyta, Zygnematophyceae, Desmidiales, Closteriaceae. The record is from the annotation of a GenBank genome assembly.
UCUCUUCCCCCACCACCCCCCAGUCUUUCAGGCAAGGCAAAGGCCUUGCACGAGACAAAGCAGCUCUCCGUCCCGGGCAGUAUCGGAGCCCCCCAGGCCGGGCAGUAUCGGACCCCCCCAGGCCGGGUAGUAUCGGACCCCCCCAAGCCGGGCAGUAUCGGACCCCCCCAGGCCGGGCAGUAUCGGACCCCCCCAGGCCGGGCAGUAUCGGAUCUCCCCAGGAACAGCGCGCCCCAUCCCCGUGGAACAGCGCGCCCCAUCCCCGUGGCACAGCGCGCCCCAUCCCCGUGGCACAGCCGCCGCCUUCACCGCCAUGGCUCUGCCGCAGCACCGCCGCGCCGCGGUGCUUUCAUACGCGCCGUUGAAGCGGCGCGGCGCCGCGGGGUCGGUGGCUCGCGUGGUCGGCGGCGACGGGCGCCGGGCGGACGGGCGGUCGCUGGAGGAGAGCCGCCCCGCAUUCCUCAGGACAAAGACGGUCACGCAGGCAGCAGGAUCGGCGUACGCCGAGUUUGGCGGCACCAAAGUGAUAGUGGCCGUCUUUGGCCCGCGGGAGAGUCGCAAGGCGGAGCAGUCGAUGGGGGGCAAGGGGCGGCUCAAGUGCGACGUCAGGAUAGCGCCGUUCGCCACGCCCAACCGGAAUAGCAACGCCCAGGGCUUGGAGGAGCGGUACGCGAGUGAGGUGGAGGGCGCGCUGCUGCCGGCCGUGCAGCUGCACCUCUUCCCCAAGGCCACGCUCGAUGUGUCCGUGCUGCUGCUCCAGUCAGGGGGGGCGGACGUGGCGGUGAUGAUGACAGCGGCGGCCAUGGCGCUGGCUGAUGCGGGCGUGCACCUCCACGACCUCGUCACCGCCGCCGUUGUGAGCGUCUGCCGUGGCGACCUGCUGUUGGACCCCAGCGCUGAGGAGGAGCGCGUGGAGGAGGGGCGGGUGGUGGUGGCACUGAUGCCGUCGCUGAGCGAGGUGGUGCUGUGCAGUGUCACGGGCAACAUGUCCGUCAAGCGCGUCAAGGACGCUGUGGACCUGGCCAUUGCAGGGUGCAUGAGAUUAGAUGAAGUGGUCCGAGCCACAGUCAGGGACGAGGCAGCUGCUGCUGUGAUGUAGUUUUCUUAUACCAGUGGAACUCACACAGCUGCAGUUGGUCAACUGUGCUGCUGCUACUCUGAUCAUUUUAUGUCUACAUUGCUUCCCAAGUUCCAAGCGUACGCUCAAACACACUAGCUAGUGGACUGUAGUAGUGAGUGACAUCAGCAAUUGCUAGCUAAUGUGUAACACGGAGACUGUAAUCUACACUGAUCAGCAAAACUGAU